AUGACUCCAGAAUCGGCACAGCAAAAUAUUCCACCAGCUCGCAAAGUUCUCGAAAUUCCAGAGCUAGUCGUGCAUUUAUUAAGACAUGUAUCGUUAAAUCCAAUAGAUUACAUUGCUCCGCUCAAUCAACAUUUUUGUACUAAAUAUAUACCGCGGAAAGUGCACUUGUUCUGGUUUAUACAUCUACGACAAAUAAGAAAUGCUUUAAAGAAUGCGCGUCUUUUAAAACCAAAGCUUAAUGAUGAGUCAAAGACGAUCUAA
Molecule: messenger RNA, 261 nt
Organism: Ambispora gerdemannii
Lineage: Eukaryota; Fungi; Glomeromycota; Glomeromycetes; Archaeosporales; Ambisporaceae
Source: the annotation of a GenBank genome assembly